This is a messenger RNA of Hemicordylus capensis (graceful crag lizard), 1541 nucleotides long. It is a transcript of the gene WNT4, whose product is annotated as Wnt family member 4. The coding region runs from base 315 to 1370 and encodes 351 amino acids. Gene Ontology annotation, cellular component: extracellular region. The record is from RefSeq and is a predicted model, not a curated record. Lineage: Eukaryota; Metazoa; Chordata; Lepidosauria; Squamata; Cordylidae. Gene Ontology annotation, biological process: cell fate commitment; multicellular organism development; neuron differentiation. The transcript has 5 exons. Gene Ontology annotation, molecular function: cytokine activity; frizzled binding.
AUCGGGCCGCGGGAGCCCGCCCUGAGCUGGGCGAGGCGGCCGCCGGGCGCUCCGCCCCAGAGCCGCCCCCUGGGGCCGCGCCCCGCCCGCCCGCCGCUCCAUCCCGGGAGCGCCCAGCCGAGCUGACAGUCCGGCUGAGCAGCUGCCGCCGGCGCAUCAGCCUGCCCGGCUGCGCCCCGCGGCUGCUGCGGCUCUGCCCGUCGGAGAGGCGGCGGGGGCGGCGGCACCUGAGCCGGGCCGCCCGCCCGGGCUGGGCCCCGUCCUGCUGCCCGCCCUCCGGCCCGCGCGCUCCACCGGCCCCGCGCCCGUCCAGGAUGAGCCCGCGCUACUUCCUGCGCUCGCUGCUGCUGCUCAUCUUCGCCGCCUUCUCGGCCAACGCCAGCAACUGGCUAUAUUUGGCAAAGCUGUCGUCGGUGGGGAGCAUCUCUGAGGAGGAGACCUGUGAGAAGCUGAAAGGCCUGAUCCAGCGCCAAGUGCAGAUGUGCAAAAGGAACCUGGAGGUCAUGGACUCAGUGCGCCGGGGGGCCCAGCUGGCUAUCGAGGAGUGCCAAUUCCAGUUCAGAAACCGCCGGUGGAACUGCUCGACACUGGACAGCCUCCCUGUCUUUGGCAAGGUGGUGACGCAAGGGACCCGAGAGGCAGCCUUUGUGUAUGCCAUUUCCUCGGCCGGGGUUGCCUUUGCCGUGACCCGGGCCUGCAGCAGCGGAGAACUCGACAAAUGCGGCUGCGAUCGGACAGUGCACGGCGUCAGUCCCCAGGGCUUCCAGUGGUCCGGCUGUUCUGACAACAUUGCCUACGGUGUGGCCUUCUCGCAGUCUUUCGUCGAUGUGCGGGAGAGGAGCAAAGGAGCCUCCUCCAGCCGGGCACUCAUGAACCUUCAUAACAAUGAAGCUGGAAGAAAGGCCAUCCUGAACAACAUGCGCGUGGAGUGCAAGUGCCACGGGGUGUCGGGGUCGUGCGAGGUGAAGACCUGCUGGAAGGCCAUGCCGCCGUUCCGCAAAGUGGGCAACAUGCUGAAGGAGAAGUUCGACGGGGCCACCGAGGUGGAGCAGCGCAAAGUCGGCUCCACCAAGGUCCUCGUCCCCAAGAACUCCCAGUUCAAGCCCCACACGGACGAGGACCUGGUCUACCUGGACUCCAGCCCGGACUUCUGCGACCACGACUUGAAGAACGGCGUGCUGGGCACCGGCGGGAGGCACUGCAACAAGACAUCCAAGGCCAUCGACGGCUGCGAGCUCAUGUGUUGCGGCCGGGGCUUCCACACCGAAGAGGUGGAGGUGGUCGAGCGGUGCAGUUGCAAAUUCCACUGGUGCUGCUUCGUCAAGUGUAAACAGUGCCACCGAGUGGUGGAGAUGCACACCUGCCGGUGACCUGGGGAACGCAGCCUCCGUUUCGGCCACCCCGGCGGCGCUGACGGAGGCGGGCCCAGAGACCGCGUGGAAAGGACCUGGGGUUACCCAGCGGGGAGACGCUGCAGAGGAAAUGGAUUUUCUUCUUUCUUUUUUUAAGGGGGAGAUAUUUAAAAGUUCCAAUAGCGAUUG